Molecule: messenger RNA, 3720 nt
Organism: Solanum tuberosum (potato)
Lineage: Eukaryota; Viridiplantae; Streptophyta; Magnoliopsida; Solanales; Solanaceae
Product: putative pentatricopeptide repeat-containing protein At1g74580
Exons: 2
Coding region: 325-2628 (767 amino acids)
Molecular function (GO): protein binding
Source: RefSeq, a predicted model, not a curated record
UAGUUAAUUUUUUCUUAACUAGAUCGAAAAGACCUCCCAAAUACAUGAGUAAAACUCAGUGACGGGCACUUGGUUGAGCCGCCAACAUUUUUCGUCGGCCGCCCUCUUUCUCUGUUGUCACCGAACCAAACCCAGUCAACGACUCAGGUAAUGCUAUUCUACCAUUUACAUUUUUCUUAUUUGUCCUUUCCCUGCUUGUAGGGUUUCAUGUUAGUGAUAAGAAGGUAUAAAAGAGUUGAAUUGGUUUUCAUGGUAGUAUUGAUUGAGUUACUCAGAGACCUGAAUUGAGCAGCAUUUUACCUUUACUGAUUUGGUAUUAAGCAAAUGAGUGCUGUUGUGCUUCCUAAACAUGUUGCCGCUGUAUUAAAAUGUCAAAAGAACCCAUUAAGGGCACUAGAAAUAUUCAAUUCAGUGAAAAAGGAACAUGGGUUUAGCCAUAAUUUGUUUACAUACAAAUGUAUUGUUGAAAAGCUUAGUUAUUAUGGAGAGUUCAGGGCAAUGGAAGGUGUCAUUGAAGAAGCCAGGAAGAAUAUUGAUAAUAGGUUGUUAGAAGGGGUGUACAUUACUGCUAUUAGAGGUUAUGGAAAGAAGGGGAAAGUUCAACAGGCGGUUGAUGUGUUUGAGAAGAUGGAUUUUUUCAAUUGUGACCCGUCUGUUCAUUCGUUUAACACAAUCAUGAAUAUAUUGGUUGAACAUGGUUAUUUUAAACAAGCCCAUAAAGUUUAUAUGAAAAUGCUGGAAAAUGGUAUUUCUCCUGAUGUAUAUACCUUUACUAUUAGGAUAAAGUCAUUUUGUAGGACAAACCGGCCUCAGGUUGCUUUAAGGCUUUUGAAUAACAUGCUUGAUCAAGGAUGUGAAUUUAAUGCAGUCGCAUGCUGUACAGUAAUUGCUGGAUUUUAUGAAGUGAAUUGUCGAGUUGAGGCUUGUGAAUUGUUUGAUGAAAUGCUUAGGCUCAGAAUAACUCCUAAUGUUACUACGUUUAAUAAGCUUAUAUGUACACUUUGUAAGAAGGGGGACGUCCAAGAAAGUGAAAGGCUUCUUAACAAGAUUGUGAAAAGAGGGGUGUUUCCAAAUUUGUUUACAUGUAAUCUCUUAAUACAAGGUCUUUCUGUAAACGGCCAACUACAUGAAGCUGCUAGGAUAUUGGAAGCUUUGAGGAAAGAAGGUUUAAAUGCUGAUGUAGUCACUUAUAACACUCUCAUAUGUGGUUUAUGCAAACACUCAAAGGUUGCUGAAGCUGAGUCUUACUUGCAUAAAAUGGUGAACCGCGGGUUCGAUCCCGAUGCGUUCACCUAUAACACAAUCAUUGGUGCAUAUUGCAAAUUGGGUAUGGUACAGAAAGCUGACAGAAUCCUUAAUAAUGCAGUUUUUAAAGGUUUUGUUCCUGAUGUAUUUACUUUCUGCUCCCUUAUUUACGGAUUAUGCCAGGAUGGUGACUUCAACAGAGCCAAGAGUUUAUUUAAUGAAGCCAUAGGUAAAGGUAUGGAGUCUAAUAUAAUACUCUAUAACACCUUAAUUAAGGGAAUGUGUCAGCAGGGACUUAUCUUAGAAGCAUUGAGAUUGAUUACUGAAAUGCCUGAGAAAAGUUGCAGGCCUAAUACAUGGACAUAUAAUCUGAUCAUCAAUGGGUUGUGCAAGAUGGGUUGUGUAUCUGAUGCUAGUAAUAUCCUGAAUGAUGCCGUGCCCAAAGGGAUCCUUCCUGAUAUUUUUACCUUCAACACCUUGAUUGAUGGUUAUUGCAAACAGUCAAAAUUGGCUGAUGCAAUCGAGAUUCUAAAUACAAUGUGGCAUCAUGAUGUUGUUCCUGAUGUGAUAACCUAUAACACCAUGUUGAAUGGACUUUGCAAGCUUAAAACUUCUGAUGAUGUGAUGGAAACCUUCAAAGUCAUGGUGGAAAAAGGGUGUGUCCCAAAUAUAAUCACAUAUAAUAUACUCAUUGAGAGCCUCUGUAAAUCUAGAAAGCUUAUGAAAGCUUUAGAAUUACUUGAGGAUAUUCAAAGCAGGGGUCUUAUUCCUGAUACAGUGAGUUUUGGCACUCUGAUAAAUGGGUUUUGUGAGAAUGAGGAUUUGGAUGGAGCUUAUGAGCUAUUCAAAAGAAUGAAAUGGCAAUAUAAAUAUUCUCAUACUACUGCAACAUACAAUAUAUUAAUCAGUGCAUUUGCUAAAAAGCUGAAAAUGGACAUGGCAAAGAAGCUUUUUCUUGAGAUGAAUGAAUGUGGCUGUCCUCCUGACAACUACACAUACCGUUGUAUGAUAGAUGGUUUCUGCAAGGUCGACAACACUGAAUUUGGAUACAAGUUUUUGCUUGAAAACUUUUCGAAAGAAUUUCUUCCAUCAAAAGAAACAGUGGGACGUGUGAUCAAUUGCCUAUGUGUGAAGAACAGAUUACUCGAUGCAGUUGGUAUCAUUCAUCUCAUGGUGCAGCAGGGUGUUGUCCCUGAUGUGGUCCACACAAUUUUUGAAGCAGAUAAAAAGGAUGUGGCGGCUCCUAAGAUUGUUGUGGAAGACUUGCUGAAGAAGAAUCAUAUCACCUAUUAUGCCUAUGAACUUUUAUACGAUGGGAUAAGAGACAAAAAGAUUUUGAAGAAAUUAUCAAUGAAGGUUCUCCAAAGAGGUCAAAAGCAGUGAUGAAAGCCCUCGGGGAGAUCAAAAGCCGAUACUGAUCCUUAUUCUGGCAUUGAGCUAUAAUCCUAUGAUGGUCGUCAAAUCAAGUCCUCAACGCUUUAUUGAUGAGGGUCAGUGGCUUAAAGACAUCUAGGUUUUACCACUUUGAGUCCAUCCUAAGAAAGAGAGUUGCGUAGGAAUAACAUUGUAAGGCUUGGUACAUUUUAAAUCUCAAAAAUGAAUAUUUUGGUGAUAUGGCUCAAAAUGAUUUCUUUGUGAAACUUUUAAGGAACCCUUCGUAGGAAGUUGGGGUAGCAAUAUGUACAGUUUCACAAUUUUCAGAGUUCAUUUUGGAUAUUUAGGGGCCAAUGUACAAGAAUUAGACAAAUUUAUCAGUUUGAAAAUUAAUAACUGCAAUCACGAAACAAAUAUAAAGAAAAAUGAUUUUCUUAAUCAAACUUGUGAGUACAACUCAGUGUAUCCCCUGAUUCUUGUCUCUAAUUAAUAGAUAACAGAUGCACUAUACUUGUGUAACUUUGCAGGGAUAUUAUGAGCUAAUAAGUAGUCUAGUUGAUCUUUAGGGGCUUGAAAUAACUGAGGUGACCCAUGCAAUUGAAAGUAUAGAUAAUAAUAGUAUAUAUGGAAGUGAAAUAUGUCUAAUUAUGUAGUAUUCCUAUUAUAUUUCCUUGAAAAGGCAUUUCGAAUAUCCCGUAGAUUCUUGGGAUAUCUAUUAAGAGAUCAAGAUAUGUUGGACUGUUCUUCAUAAUCAAAUACUUCAAGAAGAUCACACAUCAUUUCAUGGAGAUCAAGUCCAAAUCAUCUUAGUUCGAGAAAUACACCAGUAAAACCCUCGAAGAAUAAAAAAGAUGUUGCAAACAAUAAUAUAAAGUUAAAAGUUCAUAUUAUAAGAAAACUAUUUUUUUGCCUAUAAAUGAGGAAAGUCAUUUUUCUCCAACUAUUUGAUAAAACAUCAAAAAAUAACUUGGUCAUGAAAAAUGUAAGAAACUUUAGGAAUCCAAUGGCCAUAAGGCUUAUUAUAGAGAGCAAAAUACAUGACUAGAGAUAGAGAUGGACAUAAACACAAGGCUUAACUGAUUGGAGCUUUGAAGAACUGGG